Molecule: messenger RNA, 1072 nt
Organism: Camellia sinensis
Lineage: Eukaryota; Viridiplantae; Streptophyta; Magnoliopsida; Ericales; Theaceae
Gene: OFP8
Product: ovate family protein 8
Biological process (GO): negative regulation of DNA-templated transcription
Source: RefSeq, a predicted model, not a curated record
AUCCAAACAAGACUUCUAAACACAGUUUCUUUUAUAUAGUACAACUCCUAUUCGCCUAUCCAAAUUUCAAGUCCGCCACCUUCAUCUUCUCUCUCUCCCUCCCUCUCUCUCAAACUUUCUCUCUCUACAAUGGAGAACCAGAACCGAUUGAAGCUCCGAAUCUCUCGGAUGUUCCGAUCAUCAUUCGGGUCGUGCAAGACACGAAACAUGUCGGACGUGAUCGAACGACCCCGUUUCGUACCCCAAAACCGCCAACAACAACAACAACAACAACACUACCAAUUGAUCGAACUCUUCUCUCCCAAGUCUCGUCCAUUCCCUUCAAUUUGCAGACCCAAAUGCUCCGAAACAACCCAAACAGAGCUCUUUCCCAGACGCAAAAUCUCAGACCGAAACUCCCUCCUCGACGGUCGAAAAUGCCCACCCGCAUCACCCAUUUCGCCUCUCAAUCUCAACACAUUGAACGACUUCCAAAACACAGAAUCCAAAUCGAUUCAAUCGAAGCAGAAAUUGAAGAAAAAGCAGAGAAAGAAGUCGAAGAACAAGACAACCCAGUUCAUGAAAACCAAUGACUUCGACGCUUACUAUGACUGGUUUACCAGCGACGACGACGAUGAUGAUAAGACGACCCUUUUCUCAUCCAAAUCUCUCUCCUCCGAUUCGUCGGACUCGUUUCGACGGAACAAAGUCCGGUACGGGGCGAAUCGAAGAAACAAGGGAUCGAAGAAGAAGGGGUCUGAGGAGAUGGGUUUAAUGCCAUUAGAAGGGAAAGUGAAGAAUAGCUUUGCCGUAGUGAAGCGAUCGAGCGAUCCAUACAGUGAUUUCAGGACUUCAAUGGUGGAGAUGAUAGUGGAGAAGCAGAUUUUUGGGGCCAGAGAUUUGGAGAACUUGUUGCAGACUUUUCUUUCGUUGAAUUCGUAUCAUCAUCAUAAGGUUAUUGUUCAAGUGUUUACAGAGAUUUGGGAGGCUCUGUUUUCUAACUGCUCUUAGAAGAGAAAAAACUGUACUGGUCUGUUUGUUUUUUUUUUUUUUGGUUGUGUUUGGGAAAAAAGAAUAUUGAGUGCAAUAUUGC